AUGGCCAGCUCAACCGCUUCACCCGCCACGCUCCCGAGCACAAACAAGGCAGCCUACAUCACCGCGGCCAAGGCCCACCCGCUCCAGGUAUCCAACACGCCCAACCCGGUCACGCUACCUUCCCAGCCCAACGAGCUGCUCAUCCGCAACCACGCCGUCGCGAUGAACCCCAUCGACUGGAAGAUGCAGGCCUGGGCCCACAUCCCCAUCGCCUACCCGGCCAUCCUGGGCAACGACAUCGCGGGCACCGUCGUCGCCGUGCACCCGGACGCCACGCACGGGUUCCGGCCGGGCGACCGGGUCCUGGCGUGCCCGCACGGCUUCGACACCAAGAAGGACGAGCACAAGGGCUUUCAGGAGCACACGGUCGUCCUGGCGGAGCUGACGGCCCGGCUGCCGAGCUCCAUGUCGUUCGAGGAGGCCGUCGUGCUGCCGAUGGGGAUCGCCACGGCCGCGUCGGGGUUUUUCAAUCCCGAGCUGCUGGGUCUGCGGUUCCCCACGCUGCUCUCAGCAGGUCAGUCCAGCACAGACGGAAAGAAGGAGGAGAAGCAGAAGCAGGAGGAAGUGCUCCUAGUGUCGGGCGGUGCCUCGGCGGUCGGCGGCAACACGAUCCAGCUCGCCGCUGCGGCAGGGUACACGGUCCUGGCCACGGCGUCGCCCAAGAACUUUGACGCGGUCAAGAAGCUCGGCGCCACGGCCGUGUUUGACUACAACCGGUACCCUGCCGCCGCCGCCAACGAAACCCCGGGGGAGGAAAGCAACAGCGAGCUCGUGACCGACAUCCUGGCGGCCGUGCCCGCGGGCGCGGUGGUGGUCGGGGCCUUUGACGCCGUGGGCAAAUCCGGCUGGCACAUUGCCGCCGAGUUCAUGGCCCGCGCCGUGGAGGCUGGUAUCGUCGCCGAUCGCCCGGGUGCCGAGGCUGGUGCCGGCAAGGUAUUCGUCGCCACGGCUUCUCCUGACUGGUCGACGCCGACACCGCGCAACGCCGAGUUGAAGGCCAUGUACAGCCUGUCCAUCAUUAGGUCGGACAUUGCCCGGAAGGUGUUCAACGAGUUCCUCGAGCCCGCGCUGGCGCAGGGGCAGAUCAAGGCAUGGCCGGAGCCCCUGGUCUUUGGGCACGGGCUGGAAAAGGUGCAGGGCGCGCUGGACUUGUUGAAGGAUGGCGAGGUGUCGGGGCAGAAGGUGGUCGUGACUCUCUGA
This is a messenger RNA of Microdochium trichocladiopsis, 1200 nucleotides long. Its product is annotated as chaperonin 10-like protein. The transcript has a single exon. Gene Ontology annotation, molecular function: oxidoreductase activity, acting on NAD(P)H. Bases 1 to 1200 code for a protein of 399 amino acids. The record is from RefSeq and is a predicted model, not a curated record. Lineage: Eukaryota; Fungi; Ascomycota; Sordariomycetes; Xylariales; Microdochiaceae.